Molecule: messenger RNA, 1215 nt
Organism: Galleria mellonella (greater wax moth)
Lineage: Eukaryota; Metazoa; Arthropoda; Insecta; Lepidoptera; Pyralidae
Product: coiled-coil domain-containing protein 97
Exons: 1
Coding region: 176-1213 (345 amino acids)
Source: RefSeq, a predicted model, not a curated record
GUCCAAUAAUUACCCAAUCUUUGAACGUGUCGAGUAGUCUGUGUCUUUGAAAAACAUAAUUAGAUUUUUAAUAUUAUUGUUUUUUUUUUAUUUUUUUUAAUUAGAUAAAUAGAAAUAACUUUAUUAUCUCUACAGCUAUUUGUUAAUACUGUAAUAGUAAUUUCCUAUAAUAAAAAUGGAGAACAAUUGUCUCACAGACAAUUCUGAUAUGGAAAGUAAUUUCGAUCCUAUUCAUGAUAUAAUUGAUUAUUUAGUUCGAUGCGCAAAAAUCUCCUUUAAAAAUGCUCGAAUCGAUGAAACAGAGGUAAGAACUACUGAUAAAGUACGUAUGGCUUACGAUUUAUAUCAGAGAUCACCUACUGAUUUUUUGAUACAAUUUGGAAAAUACUUGGCGCCUUACCACAUUGGUUAUUUUGAAACAUUGAAUCCUGUAAGUGAAAAGGAAAGAUUUCAAGAGUGCGUGACACAGUUAAAACAUUAUCAUUCAGAAGAAAGUAGACAUAAAAGAAUAAGAAACAGAAGGUAUAAAGCAUUACAGAAGUUACAAGAUGAAUCGGAUUAUUUUAGUGAAAAGCAAAUGAUGUAUCGUAAUCCCUUGUUAUAUGAACAGCUUAUAGGGCAAUAUUUAACUGAUGAAGAAAUACAAGAGCGAGAUGGUGUUGACAAUGAAAACCUGACUUUUUUGAAUAUGAUUCUUGAAACUGUGGACCGAAAUCAAAUGAGGGAAACCAAAAAUGAACAGAUGCUCACAGAAAUUAUCCAUGAUGGAUCAAAUCUUGGUAAAUCUGAUAAAAAGGAUAAUAAUAUAAAGCAAAAAGGUCAAAAGAAGUGGGGAGAUUUUGAUACACCUGACACAAAGCCUAGUUUCGUUCCAGAAACUAGAAAACAAGCUAUGAUAAGUUCUCCCGAAAGGAAUCUUUUGCGUGAAGAGUUUUUUCAAGAAAUGUAUAGUAGUUUUAUAGAGGGUUCAGAUACUGACAUUGAUUAUAGCACUAUAGACAAUGAUGAGCAAUAUGAUGAUUUGCAACAAUUAUCUCAGGAUGCAGAGGACAGAUAUUUUGACUCGGAACUAAAUGAUGUUGAAAAUUUAGAAGAACAUAUGAAACUUGUUGAACAAUAUGGGAAAAAAUCAAACAAAACAAAUGAAUGUGCUUUAGAUGAUUCAUUAGAUAUUUUUAUGAAACAUAUUUCUAAUAAAUUGAAUGUCAGUUAAUA